GUGGUUAAUUCAGUGUAACUGGAUGCGUUAGUUUCUGCUGCUGCUGCUUUGGAUGUUGCAGUGUGACCGUGGACAUAAAGAAAAGAAAAGCAGCAACACACAUCCAGUCGCUUUUACACCCAGAUAACACAGGCUCUACACAGCACACAUCAGGAUUACCAUCGGAAAAUGCGUUAUAAUUAGCCUAAAGAAACCAUCAGCAUCGUCUGUUGUGAUCUGACACAAAACCAGACGCACUGGUUGGAUUUGGGGUUUUAUUAUUACUGGAGGGACAAACUGAACAUCAUCGAAACGGAUAAAUAAACGCGAUGUCGUCGGAAAAACACGGAUUGGAGGAGGCAGCGGGAAGGCAGUCCAUGUCUCAGCCGAUGAUGCAGAUGGCUCCGCCUCCUUACCUCCCUGCCCAGGACCCCAACAUGGCUCCACAUCCUCCUCCACCUGGCUGUGGCCAACAGCCCAAUUACCCCCCUCCCCCUCCCCCUCCUGGAUCAGAGGGGUACCUGCAGGAGACCCAGUUCCACUGCGGCACCCUCGGGCCCCAGGGAGCUCCGAACGGAUACCCGGUGCAGACGCACGGACCAGUGGGCACCGUCCCUCAUCCCCCAGUGGGCUAUAUACAUACGGGAUACCCCCUCCAGCUGCAGCCCUGCACGGCCUACGUGCCCGUCUAUCCCAUAGGCACAGGGGCGCAGCCUUACAUGCCCAACGGUGCACCUCAUCCAGGUGUUGCCCCCGGCCAGAUGGCCAUGCAUAUGCCCAACGGCAUUGCUCUGAUGGAGUCUCGUCGUCCUCCUCACGACUACCUGCCCAUCGCCGUCCUCACCACUGUCUGCUGCUUCUGGCCCACAGGAAUAAUCGCCAUCAUCAAAGCCGUGCAGGUGCGUACGGCUGUGGCUCGGGGCGAUAUGGUUACAGCAGAGAUCGCCUCGCGGGAGGCACGUAACUUCUCCUUCAUCAGUCUGGCGGUGGGGAUCGCCUCCAUCGUGCUCUGCACCAUACUCACGGUUGUGGUCAUCAUCGCCUCUCAGCACCACGAUGACGACUGGGAGCCCUAGAGAACACAGCGCGGGACACACCUCCAAUCCUGACCCCAGGCCAUCAUUCCAGUCGGUAUUCUGCUUUUUCUGUCACACAGCACACUUCUGACGCUCAAGACACCACAUCCUGAUCUACAGUCCAAAAUACGCUUUUACAGCCAUUUGCCCAUGUAUUAGUUACAAAAUAGUUUGACGGUAUGGUUAAAUGUUGGGAACACAGCGCAUCGACCAUGUUGUACACAUCCUGUUUCUCCUAAACAAAAGCCUGUUCUAGAUAAGUAGUUUAAAUAUAUAUAAAAAUAUAUUAAAUAUAAUAAAUAUAGCGUACUAAAGACUUGAGCUAGGUCAGGUGUGUUAUCAUUUGCUCUUGAAAUUUGCCAAAAUGUUACUUUUUAAAAGAAACACACAAGUACUACAAGAACAUAAUUUUGGUAUAAUUAUGUUUUUUGAUCUUCAAAACAUUCCAUCUAUUUUUUGUGCCAUUUAUCGGUUUAGAAGGAUAAUAUAUUUCUUUUUCGGGAUGCACCGACAAAUUUAGUUACUGAAAGUGUGGCCAAAUUGUGUUUUCUAUACGCUAAGUAUUGAAAAGUGUAAAAUAAUGUAUUGAAUAAGUCGAACGACUAAUAGAUUAUUGGAAUAAGUAACAUUUUCAUUUCUGUCGUGUGGUUCAGAAGAGUGUAUAUCAGUGUUGAUUACUCAGUGGUUUCUUUUCUGAAACCCAAGGCCAGAAGUCUACUCUACGCAGUACACAAACACAGAUGCUCAUACUUGGCUAAUGUGUUGCAUGCAUGCAGUUCUGUUGGGAUCAAAUGAGAGUAGAUUAACAUUGGUGGAUUUAACUUGAAAAAUGGUUUAUUGACGUCAUUCCACGAUUUAAAUAAAAUACCUUCUGAUGUUCAUUCAUGUUUAUUUCAUGAUUUAAGUAAGUAUGAAAAUACGAUCUGUUCACAUGCCGCUAUAGCAAUCUGUCAUGACACUUUACAGAGCCACAAAACUGUAUUUGUUGUUUAAAAUUACUAACUUUGAAAGCUGAGACACUCAGCAAACUGUUACUCUGCCAUGACGAUAUACUGACCCCAGAAGAAGACAAUUUAUACUAAUGUAUAGCACCCCUUGUGGCAACACUGAGAAGUGCAAUGUGUAUUUGCGUAUCAUUGUGAAUUUCUGACAAGUUUACAAUGCAGCAAUAUGUGAAAAUAGCUAAAAGCAUUUGUGUUCAUGUACUUGCGUAGUGUAUGUCUUGGGCCUAAGUGUUCCCAAGUGUCUUGUGUGCAAACCGGUCUCAAAUCAUUCCAGUUCCAGGUGUUCAAAGAAUGUAUUCUUGGGUGAAAUUAUUACUUCAUUAUUGACUACUGUAAAUUGGCUCUUCAUUGAAGGAACACAUGAGAUUUGUGUGUUGUGAACUACUGUAUUAUUUAUCGUUUAAACACUAAAUUAUUCAGUCGUGUAUUAAAUUGAUACUUCUAUAUUUAUUGAAAUGUGUAAUCAUAGGUCUAAACUGUUGUGCUGAAAUAUUUGGUUAUCUUUCCUAGAUAACAGUCUGUCAUCACAGAUGAUUGCUCAGCUGGCAUAUUUUGAUGACGCAUGUGAUAAUAUGCACUUUUAUGCUCAGUAAGCAAGUAGCCAGUUUGUCUCACGUCUUUGUAGAUGAGAGUGUAACUUGCUUCAAGUUCGGACCUCAUUGAAACUCCUCACAUGCUGCUGUCAGUUAGCUGUAGUUUGUUAGGUUAAUGCAUUUAGCACAAUGGUUUGGUUGAAUGAAAAGGACAAAACAAUCCUAGAGUGGUCCUACAAACACACACACACACACACACACACAUAUGUGUGUGUGUGUGUCUGUGUGUAGCUGACUGUAUAAUCUGUCAAACUCUUUGUUUUCAAACGAGAGUUUACCCAAAAAAUCUUCAUUUACUCGCACUCAUGGCUGUCCAAAAACCUUUAUGACUUUCUUUUUUCUAUGGAGCAUAAAAUGAGAAAUAGACCAAAUUCUUGAUAAUUCCAUAAUCUGAAGCUGUUGAGCCCCCAAAAUGACCAAAAAACAUAGUUUAAAAAAUGGUGUCAAAUAUAUUAUUUGGCUUUGCAAGAUUUGUAAUAUAGUGCCCAAAAUGUAUAAUUUUAUUUGAUUUGAUUUUAUUGUAAAAGACUGAAUCUGCUAUAUGUUGUGUUCCACGAAAGAAAGACAUAAAGAUAUAAAAGUAAUGCCAGAAUUAAAUUUUUGGAUGGAUUCAGUGGACAAUCUUUGAAUUUAUGUAUAAAGCUUUAGGAUUUCUACAUUUCUACAUGCCGAGAGUAAAACGAGCUUCAUUGUUUCAGUGAAAGACUAGAAAGAGAACAGCCAGUUUUGAUAAACAAGUGUCCAAAUGUGAAAGACGGGAGAAAAUCAUCUUUUGCAUCCAUUUUGAGCACUUACUUUCUGUCCUCUUCUGCCAUGACACUCAAUUUUAAGUAUUUAUUUUGCUAGUGUAAUUUGAACUAUGUCAUAUCGUUCUUUUCCUGCUCUCUUUAAUCGAUUUCUAAUAGCUUUCGGAUCUAUUUUUGAACAAAUGGCUUGCAGUAUAUUGCAAGUGUUUGGCUGAUCUGUUUGUUGAAGGACUUCUGAUGUUAGAGGUGUGAUUGCACAUGUUCAUCUUUAUAUGGGCUAAAAAUAUGACCCUUGUUUUCUAACUAAGAGAGCAUAGAUUCAAAAGAAAUCCUGUCUGUUAUUAAGACAAGCUAGUCUGAUACAUUUUAUUUUGGUGUUUUAAAGUUGUGCAAACACUGUACAGUUGAUGUGAACCUAACUCCUGUUUAUAAUUAGCCCAGCAACAUGCUUUUUCACACAGUUGUGAUAUAAAGCAAAUGCUUUAUUAUUAUAAACAUGGCCACUGAGAUCUGAUUGCAUAUAGUUACUGCACACAGUUUCUCUGAGCUUGUAAAUGUGGUAGGUUUAUAUAAAAAGCUGCGAGCUCCCUUGUGUUUGUGUGCUUUUAGAGGUUUAUUCUGAGGUGGAUCUCACACAAACCUGUCAAGAACAUGUUCAAGUCAGUGGAAAAAGAUAUAAAGUUAUACUUGCAUGAAUAAAAUGAAGCUUAUUUAAGGACUAUUAUUUAUUUUUGGCCUAACUUUGAUUGCAAUCAACCAUUUUUCCCAUUAAAAAAAACAAUAUUUCUUAUCGUAUUGCAAAUCUAAUGAGAAUUUCUCAGAAGAGAAAAACAUCCUGAGAGUUUGUCAAAAAUGGCUCUGUGAAAUAAUGUCUGUGAACUAAUGAUUUUACUCUUUCCUUUGAUUUUGGAUGUGAACUGUGACAUGUUUUUGUGAGAUUUACCCUCUCAAUGAGCCCAAGCAUUGAUUUGCCGUGUAUGAAUCCAGUGAUUUGAAUUAAAGAGGAGUACCUGGUUGUGCAAGAA
Molecule: messenger RNA, 4423 nt
Organism: Carassius gibelio (silver crucian carp)
Lineage: Eukaryota; Metazoa; Chordata; Actinopteri; Cypriniformes; Cyprinidae
Product: proline-rich transmembrane protein 1
Exons: 4
Coding region: 309-1055 (248 amino acids)
Cellular component (GO): membrane
Source: RefSeq, a predicted model, not a curated record